GUGUCUUUUUAUCACCAAGCAAAAGCCUUAAAAUCCAAUGAAUUUGAUGGAGAAUGGGACGAGUAUUUUGAGACGUUCAUCGACGGUGAAAUUUCAUUUGGUUCUUGGUUUGACCACGUUCUUGGCUGGUGGUCUCAUCGUGACGACCCCAACAUUCUGAUCUUGAAAUACGAAGAUUUGAAAAAGGACCUUCCCUCUGCUGUAACUCAAAUAGCAAAGUUCCUUGAGAAGGAAUUGUCUGAACAAACCAUUCAACUGAUUGCAAAACAAACYACYUUUGACGCCAUGUCAAAAUUUAAACAUUUUCACGAYGAUGAAAAGCMGAAUCAGUUCGAAAGGAAACCAGGAUCAACGAGAUUCCUACGUAAGGGUGAGGUAGGAGACUGGAAAAACUACUUCAMCGAGGAACAGAAUCAACGAUAUGACGAGCUGUWYGAAAGGAAAAUGGCUGGAAGUGGUUUAGAAUUGGAAUUUUCAUGAAGCCAUUGAAACCUCUGAAUAAUAAUAAUAAUAAUAAUAAUAAUAAUAAUAAUAAAAUAAUAAUAAUGAUCAUCAUCAUCAUCAUCAUCAUCAAUGUUGAUGAUAAUGAUAAACAAUUAAUCCUUAAUCGUACUCUGUAGGUAGCAUGUUCAGAUGGCAGGAAAAAUACAAUCGGUUUACAUGAGAAAGAAUUCAAUUCUCGAAAGCAAAGGGAUGUUAUUGUUCUGCCRUCUAACCACAGGCAGUCCAAGCUGUAUUAUGGGUGACGGCACGCGAUGGUGCAAAUCCUCUAUUUUAUAAUUAGUAUGGGAAAUAAGCUUGCGCACGGCCAACAACGACAGACGUUAAAAAGUAAACAAGAAUGUGUUAUAAUUACCAA
Molecule: messenger RNA, 859 nt
Organism: Actinia tenebrosa (Australian red waratah sea anemone)
Lineage: Eukaryota; Metazoa; Cnidaria; Anthozoa; Actiniaria; Actiniidae
Product: sulfotransferase 1C2
Molecular function (GO): sulfotransferase activity
Source: RefSeq, a predicted model, not a curated record